Messenger RNA from Nomia melanderi (Alkali bee), 3481 nucleotides. The record is from RefSeq and is a predicted model, not a curated record. Lineage: Eukaryota; Metazoa; Arthropoda; Insecta; Hymenoptera; Halictidae.
CAACGGCUAAUUACAUCAUGGAUGCAUUUAGUGUCUGAACAAGUUGAUGCAAUAAAGUGCAACGUUAAGACCUACAGGGAGUUUGGCAAGCUGCUAAAAUUCUCAAAAUCCUCGAAAUUCCCGGAGGUGUUCUACGAUGGUUCGACAGUCGAUCAUUCGAAAACACGCGGCAGAGACGCAAUUGUCUCUUCGACGAGAGAAUCAGGGGGCAAGGUGUUCCAGGGCAAAUGUGCCAAGAGGUUGACCGUGGUCCUACGAUCGGAAGAAGGUUUCGUCAUCUUCCCCACUCCGUGGGCAGAUCCUUCCAGAACACCCUUAUCGCAUCGCGGCUUGGACGACUUCGAGUGAUCGGCAACGGGGCACGAGGAUCUAAGCGACCGACAAAAGAAGGGUGCCGAAACGCCUAACCUUAACGUUCGUCACUCUUGGAAUUGGUCGCACCUUUGGCGGCGAUGACGGACAUGGGUUCCCGGCAUCGGCAAGAUGCCUUAACACCCUUGAGAAGUAGGUCAAAGUCCGAGGAUGCGAUGACCCUGGCACGUGUGCCAUCCUCGCGCACGGAUCGACGCUAACGUGUAAUUGGAAUGUUAAUGGUACAAUUAGGCAAGUAGACGAGUAGAAUUUCCAUCGAACACUUUUGAAUAGUUACCGUACAAGUAACCAACCAAACGAAGGUGACCUGAAACGAGGCUUGGGAAUUUCAUUGGCGCGACAGUUGCAAAACGGUGAGUGGAAAACAACCUGGUAAAGAAUGUAAAAUUUGAAAUGGACGAGCAUCCCGUUCGGGGCCGCGUGCACCUGAAAAUCCGCAACGGAAUGCGUCGAAGCGUUCUCUCUCCGCUGGUGCACCCGUGUAAUCCUUCCAGUCGCGAUCGCGUCCGUCGCGCCGCGGUCUCGUUGUGUAACGAGCAGCCAUCGUUCCAUAUAAGACACACACCGUCGCCUCUUCCCUCGCAAAACCGCUCGCGAUAUGGUGUCGCGUUGUGGCGAACAACGUCUCGCGUCCGGUUACCAUAAACUCGGUCGUCUUCGUCCGUCGAUCCGUUCACCGAUCGGAAAAGCAAAUCGUUCGAUUCGCCGGAGGAUCUUCCAUGAGAAAUAACUUGGUCGAAAUUACUGCACAGGUAACUAUCGUUCCAAAGGGGAAGGUUGAUCGACCCGGUUCCCUUUCGGAAGAUCGACCGAUCGUUAAUGUUGACGUUGAACGGUUUCUUCUUCGGCAACACCGUUACGCAACGCUAAUCGCGUGUGUAUCGCGAAGCCGCAAGUAAGUACAGUAUAUAGCCAGCUAUCAAUGGGUGGCCCGCGAGGCUCAUCGGGUAUCAGUGCCGUCGAGAGAUCGUUUCAUUGAAAACUCAUCGGCUUUCGUCGAACGAAACAAGAGGAAAUCGAUGCGAUGUUUCGAUGACUCGAUCGAGUAUUUCAUUCUGGCUCCCCGCUGCUCCUCGGAAUGAUCUUCUUUCACACCCGAACAAUGACACAGAGGGCAGAGUACCCGCCGUUGCCGCAAACUUUGCCGAAAGAUUUCUGUCUAACGUGGAAGAACAUUUCGUACACGGUUCGAAAAACGAGCAAUGGCGGUAUACGAGCAAUUUUCGGCCUGCAACCUACCGAAUACGUUUCUUUGUUGCAAGGAGUUAACGGUAUAGUUCAUUCGGGAAUGUUGAUGGCCAUCUUGGGUCCAAGCGGCGCUGGGAAAACUACGUUGCUCGCGACGAUCAGCCGGCGGGUCAAAGGCAGCGCGACGGGCGAGAUACUGCUAAAUGGAAAGCCCAUAGACACCGGGCAAAUGAUAAGGAUAUCGGGGUUCGUCCCGCAAAUGGAUCUAGCGAUCGAAUCGCUGACCGUUCUGGAACACAUGGAGUUCAUGGCCUGUAUGAAGAUGGACAGAAGGAUCCGCUUCAACGUCCGGAAACAAAGGAUCACCGCUGUCUUGGCAGAACUCGGCUUGGUCAAGUGCGUCGACUCGAGAUUAUCCGCUUUGUCAACCGGAGAAAGAAGGAGAGUGGCUCUAGCCGUCCAACUGCUCACCGAGCCGAACAUUUUGUUCUGCGACGAGCCGACCACGGGGCUGGACAGUUACGGCGCGUUGACGGUGGUCAGAACGCUGAGGGAAGUCGCGGCAAGGGGGAAAAUCGUGGUGUGCUCGGUGCACCAGCCGGCUUCCGGUCUGCUCGACAUUUUCCACGAGGUUCUUCUCCUUUCCGGCGGAAGAGUCGCUUUCCAGGGGUCGUCGGUCGACGCCACUCAGUUUUUCGACAGUCUGAACCUUCGAUGUCCACCAACUUUCAACAGCGCGGAGUUCUAUGUCUCGCAGUUGUCUAUAGUUCGAGGAAAGGAAGCGGAGAGUUAUCGCAAAGUGAACUGGAUCUGUGAUCAAUACGAGGGAUCGAAAUAUGGGCAAAGGGUGGCCAAGUUGAUCGAGUACUCCUGCUCGAGCAGGUCGGAUUCUAAUCGAUUGCCACCGAUAUUCUCCGAAGUCCCGGCUGGUCCCGUCGACUUUAAAAGAGCUCGAGCGCUCACGCAGCUGGAAUGGCUCGUCUGGAGAACGUACGUCGACUACAAGAGAAGCUCUGCCUCGAUUUUCUUGCGAUUCCUCACUUACCUGUUCAUAGGCUUGCUGAUAUCCUCCCCGUACGUGGGAAUCACGGGAAAACCGAUGGACCAGGGCGGAAUACAGAAUAUGCAGGGACUUUUGUACCUGGUGGUCGUGGAAACGGUGUUCACUUUUAACUACGCGGUGUUUUACACGUUUCCACGCGAAUUGCCGCUCCUGCUGCGCGACAUAGCAGCUGGACUUUAUCAUCCGGCGCCAUAUUACAUCAGCAAAGUUGUCGUUCUGAUACCCGGAGCGAUAGUUCAACCACUGCUGUACUCGAUAUUGGUGUUCACUAUCGUUGGACUGAACGGUGGAUUCGUAGGAUUGGUCUACUUCGCGCUGCCAGUAGUAGUCUGUGCGAUUUCCGCGUCCGCUUUCGGUUUGUUCCUAUCAGCGUCGUUCAAGUCGAUAGACACUGCCUCCCUCUUCUCCGUGCCAUUGGACUUUCUUGGCUUGAUGUUCUGUGGAAUCUAUCUUCAUCUAGGCCACUUGGCGCCUGGCAUUGGCUGGCUGAAAUACGUGUCCCAGUUCUACUAUGGCUUGGAGGCUGUUUCUUUGACUCAAUGGCUGCUGAUCGAUCACAUAAAUUGCUCUUCGGAUCCUGAAGAGCCUUGCAUAUCCACCGGUCUCGGAGUCCUCGAGAAAUACGGUUACCUGGCACACCACUAUACCACGGAUCUGAUCGGUCUGCUGGCGAUAUUCAUGUUCAGCCAUUUUGCCGGUUUCCUGAUCAUUCGUCACAGAAGUCGCAAGGAAGCCGUUUAUUGAAACGACACGUCGAAUCGUGUCUUGGCAAAUUAACGCAACAACUAUAUAUCUCUUACUUGACGUUUGAAUAAAUUGCUAUAAUAAUAAUACUAAACUAGCCCCGCUCAUUUUUCC